Molecule: messenger RNA, 1970 nt
Organism: Photinus pyralis (common eastern firefly)
Lineage: Eukaryota; Metazoa; Arthropoda; Insecta; Coleoptera; Lampyridae
Gene: wls
Product: protein wntless
Exons: 2
Coding region: 115-1722 (535 amino acids)
Biological process (GO): Wnt protein secretion; Wnt signaling pathway; intracellular protein transport
Cellular component (GO): endomembrane system; organelle membrane
Molecular function (GO): Wnt-protein binding
Source: RefSeq, a predicted model, not a curated record
GGGGUAGAACAGGAAUCUGUCACAGACCGGUUUGUGUGGAGCUUUAAUAGCUGUUUGUUUGUGACCGUGGUGGGUGGUGAAUGUUUGUCAUCCUUCUUUGUGGGUUGAGCAAAGAUGCCAGGAACAAUAUUGGAAAAUUUAAGUGGUCGCAAGUUAAGUAUUCUAGUGGCAAUUUUGCUAAUUUGCCAAAUUACGUGUUUUCUAAUUGGAGGCCUUGUCGCACCGUCGCCGGCCGGUUCGCAAAGCAUCCUCACGACCGUUUGCUACGACGAUCAGCCGAAUUUAUUCACCGAUGACGGCCGCUGGUUCACCUCAAAAUGCAAGUCGAUCAAUCUAGAUGACAAGCACGCCGGUUUGAACGCCUCCAAUUACGUUUUCAUGGGCAAAAUGCCGCUGUACAACAUGGACUUUUCGCGCUGGCACCAGAAUUUGGUCGGAGUCCUGCAGGUGGAAAUGGAGCAUGGGAAGGAGACGACGACGACGGACGUUAUCGAUUUGACUUUGGAUGUGAAGUUGGGGUACAGAAACAAGGAGGAUCCAGAUGACAAGUGGACUUAUCACAGCAGCUCCGAGGAGAAGAGAAUUGUUGAGUGCUCAUCUCCUAACAAAGAGGACAAGUAUUCCUAUUCUUGCUCGACUGUGCAACUCUUCGAGCUUGGCUCACUCCAUCACGACUACUACUUGCUUAACUUUCGAAUUCCAGUCGACGAUAAGGGCACCAACGCGAAAGUGGGCUUUAUUUCUGAUAUCUACCUCAUUAUAAUCCACAUGAAUGUUGGAUUUACAAAGGUAUGGCUCUCACUGAAAACCGUAUUCUUUCCAAUUUUAAUUAUGAUCAUGGCGUGGUUUUGGAACCGGGUGCAUUUAUUACAGCGCACCCCUGCUCUGUUGGAGUAUCUGCUGAUGGUUGUCGGCGGUACUUUGGCAAUUUUAGAUGCGCCUCUUGAAUUUUUAACUCUGUACUUCGAUAUACCAUUCAUGCUGCUACUCAGCGAUAUUCGCCAGGGCGUUUUUUACGCCGCUUUGUUAUCAUUUUGGAUUAUUUUCGCCGGUGAGCACAUGCUGAUACAGGACGGCGCCCACAAAAACACGCUUAAAACAUACUGGAUGCACCUAAGCGGAAUUUUAGUGGGAUGCUUAUCGCUGCUCAUUUUCGAUUUGUGCGAGCGCGGCGUACACCUCCACAACCCUUUUUACUCCAUCUGGGUAACACCGAUCGGAACAAAUUUGGCUCUAUCCUUUAUAAUACUCGCGGGAAUUUCGGCCGGCAUCUACUUCAUAUUUCUGUGCUACAUGAUUUGGAUGGCGUACCGAAAUAUAAGCAUUAAAAGAUCAGUGUUACCCACGAUGUCAACGGCUCGCAGAUUGCACUAUGAGGGCAUCAUUUAUCGCUUUAAUUUUCUCAUGCUGGUUACUAUCAUUUGCGCGGCCGUUACCAUAAUUUCGUUUAUUUUGAGCCAAAUCGCCGAGGGGCAAAAUAAAUGGGACGAAAACGUGGAGUUGGAGGUGUCUUCCGCACUUUUUACUGGCGUUUAUGGCAUGUGGAACAUUUACACAUUUGCGAUGCUCAUUUUGUACGCCCCCAGUCAUAAGCAGUGGCCUACCGAUAGUAUUUGUGGCGAUAAUGGGGAGGAGGUCGAAUUUAGUCGAUUGCCCACCGAUCCCAGCCCUAAUGAAAUAUCUUCACUAACGACCUUUGCCAGUAAAGCUUCCAUUGAUUGAGUAUUUGUUUUUUAUACUUAUUUUUUGUACUUAGCUGUAGUGUGAUCUGAAAUUACUCAGGCAGGUACUAUUUUAUAUGACUGAUAUUUAUCGAAUUUAGUAUUAUGUUUAUUAGUAUUAGUAUUUGUAUUAACAAUUCUUCAGUAUUAUAAAUGUUGUGAUUUUUAAUGUUAAAUGUGCAGCUUUUUUUGUAUGGACAAUGUAUUACAAGUUUUACAUAUUAUGAUAAUAAAAGUUUGAUUCUCUUU